This is a messenger RNA of Schistocerca gregaria, 4340 nucleotides long. RefSeq names its product potassium voltage-gated channel protein Shab (gene Shab). The record is from RefSeq and is a predicted model, not a curated record. Gene Ontology annotation, biological process: potassium ion transmembrane transport; protein homooligomerization. Gene Ontology annotation, cellular component: voltage-gated potassium channel complex; membrane. NCBI's taxonomy places the organism in Eukaryota, Metazoa, Arthropoda, Insecta, Orthoptera, Acrididae. Gene Ontology annotation, molecular function: delayed rectifier potassium channel activity; protein binding. Bases 724 to 4332 code for a protein of 1202 amino acids. The transcript has 13 exons.
CGCCACCAACCGCCAACGCCGCUGCCGCGCCGCGCUGCGCUGCGCUGCGCUGCGGUAAACUCGCGCCGGUCGCUGGCUCGCAGCGACCUCCUCACAACCGUCGUCAUUACCUAGCCUGUGUCCUCUGGCCGACUCGUCUCCGUGAGACGCCAGUGGACAGCCACUGCUCGGAUCAGGGCAGUCGACAGUUCCCGACACAACGUCUGCCACGUGUAGCUGACGAUGAGACUACCGGCAAAGGAACAUCUGUGCUGAAGAGCUUCGGUGCUCAGGACUCUGCCCUCCUAUACCUGUCUGCUGCCGCCAGCAUCCGCAACUAGGGACUGUUGCAUGGUACCCAGCCUCAAUUAGGUGGUCUUUCUGAGGAAUUUAUCGGAGGCCAGGCAGGGCGGGCCGUGGUGGACGCUGGCUGGGGGCAGCUGGGCGGCAGCGCCAGCGCCGAGCAGAGCAUCGCGCGCCGCCAGAGGCAGCUCCCGCCGGGCGCCGGGCAGCCGCGGCCGCGCGGGCCCCCACUGCGCGACGUAGCCGGGAGCCGCCGCCGACCGCCUGCUGCGCUUCGCCCUCUCACCAUGACAGAUUAGGAUGCGGCAGCGGACGGCGGGCACGUCGAGCGCGUCGGAGAGCCACCUGUUCUCGGGGGGAUGAGUGCGGGCGGUCGCCGUGGGCGGGCCCGGCCGCGCGGCCGCCGCUAGCCCGCCAGCCGGCAGCGCCCCCGCCGGCGCCAUGCUGUCCCAGCAGCAGCAGCCGCCGCCCCCGCAGCAGCAGCAGGCGGACGGCGCGGUGGCCGUGCGCUGGGAGGACGCCUACAGCGGCGGCGCCCCCACCUCCGCCGACAGCGCCGUCGCCAUCGUCAACAAGGAGGUGCGGUAUGGGCCAUUCGGAUCGCCCCCACCGCCCCCGCCGCCCCCGAUGCCGCCUCCGGUGCCACCGCCUCCGCAGCUCCUUGGCCGUGCGCACUCACGGUCCAUGUCUUCGUUACCCCCCGAACCUUUCAUGAUUAUGCGGUCGAAGGCGCUGAACCGGAGGGUGUGCAUCAACGUGGGCGGCGUGAAGCACGAGGUGCUGUGGCGGACGCUGGAGCGCCUACCGCACACGCGCCUCGGCCGCCUGCGCGACUGCAACACGCACGAGGCCAUCUCCGAGCUCUGCGACGACUACUCGCUCGUCGACAACGAGUACUUCUUCGACCGCCACCCCAAGUCCUUCAGCUCCAUCCUCAACUUCUACCGCACGGGGAAGCUGCACCUCGUCGACGAGAUGUGCGUCCUGGCGUUCAGCGACGACCUCGAGUACUGGGGCGUCGACGAGCUGUACCUCGAGUCGUGCUGCCAGCACAAGUACCACCAGCGCAAGGAGCACGUGCACGAGGAGAUGCGGAAGGAGGCCGAGUCGCUGCGGCAGCGCGAGGAGGAGGAGUUCGGUGAGGGCAAGUGCGCGCAGUACCAGAAGUUCCUGUGGGACCUGCUCGAGAAGCCCACCACGUCCAUCGCCGCCAGGGUGAUAGCCGUCAUCUCGAUCCUGUUCAUAGUGCUGUCUACGAUCGCGCUGACUCUCAACACCAUCCCCAGUCUGCAGCACAAUGACGAGAAGGGCAACUUCGACAAUCCGCAGCUCGCGAUGGUCGAAGCUGUCUGCAUCACGUGGUUCACCCUGGAGUACGUGCUACGCUUUAGCGCGUCCCCAAACAAGUGGAAAUUUUUCAAGGGCGGUCUCAACAUCAUAGACCUGCUCGCUAUCCUCCCGUAUUUCGUUUCCCUCUUCCUGCUCGAGACCAAUAAGAACGCGAAUGACCAGUUCCAAGACGUGCGCCGCGUGGUCCAAAUCUUCAGGAUCAUGCGCAUCUUGCGCAUCCUCAAGCUGGCGCGCCACUCAACGGGGCUCCAGAGCCUCGGCUUCACGCUCCGCAACUCGUACAAGGAGCUGGGCCUGCUUAUGCUCUUCCUCGCCAUGGGCGUCCUCAUAUUCUCCAGUCUGGCGUACUUCGCCGAGAAAGAGGAGCCCGGCACCAAAUUCAUCAGCAUUCCCGAAACUUUCUGGUGGGCGGGCAUCACAAUGACGACCGUGGGCUACGGCGACAUCUACCCCACCACCCCGCUCGGGAAAGUGAUAGGAAGUGUCUGUUGCAUUUGUGGGGUACUGGUGAUCGCGUUGCCCAUUCCCAUCAUUGUCAACAACUUCGCCGAGUUCUACAAGAACCAGAUGCGGCGCGAGAAGGCCCUGAAGCGGCGGGAGGCGCUCGAGAGGGCCAAGCGAGAGGGCAGCAUCGUCUCCUUCCACCACAUCAACCUGCGCGACGCCUUCGCCAAGAGCAUGGACCUCAUCGACGUCAUCGUGGACACGGGCCACAACAUGUCGCAGGCGGACGGCAACAGCACGGGCGGCGACAGCGCCAGCGGCGGCGGGGGCGGCGGGGGCAGCCGCGGCCCGCAGGCCACCGGCUGCUACCGCAACUUCGAGCACUUCGGGUCGCGCGGCCGGCGGCCGGGCAGCGCGCCCACGCCGGGCCUGCCGGGCCAGCCCUCCAGCUCGCCGCCGCCCACGCACCCGCUGCUGGACCUCCCGCCGGGGGGCGGCGCAGCCGCCGCCGCCGCCACCGCCCUCGUCAGCGCGGGGGCGGCCAACGCCGCGCCGCCCCUCGACGAACUGCAGCCCGCGGCCGCCGUCGCGCCGGGGGGAUACGUGUCCCCGGACCUCAAAAAAGACGACAAGAAAAACGAGAAAAUCGAUGAAUUCCCUAGUGAGUUCGAAUGUUGCUUUUGCACAUCGAAGGACUACAAGGAGUUCAUUGACGCCGAGAGCCUGAUGCCGCUGCCCACGAGCGACUUCCGCAACCCCGUGUGCCUCGAGAUGAAAACGAUACGCAGCAACGCGGCGGCGGCGGCGGCUGCUGCGACGAACAGCAACAACAACAACAACAUCAGCAACAACAACGGCGGCCGCGGUCUGGUGGACGGGGUGCUGCUGCGCGGCGUCGCCUCCAGCAGCUACGACAUGGGCAGCGUCGACAGCUCCGACACGUACGCCAGCUGCAACACCCACCCCUCGCACUCUCAGGGCGACCUGACGGCGGACGGCUGCUGGGAGAUGGUGCUGGACAGCAACCUGUACGUGAACCCGCUGGAGGGCAGCCCGGUGGACGGCAGCCCGCCCGCCGCGCUGCAGCCGCCGCUGGCGCCGUCGGCGCUGCCCGUCAAGAAGAGCGCCUCCAGCGACAAGGCGCUGCGCAGCCUGGGCGCCUCGCCGCUCGACGAGACCUUCGAGGGCUUCGGCGCGCCGGAGCGCGAGCGCGGCUCCCGGGGGUCGCUCAACGACGCGCCGCUGCCCAAGCACCGCAAGGCGCGCUUCCAGCAGGUCGGUAGGCGCAAAGGCCUGAAGCCGAGGACGCGCUUCGGCGACGAGGAGGGCCGCGGCGGCAGCGCCGGCAGCCGGCGGCCGUCCUUCAUGCCGGGCGCGCGCAGCCUGGCGUCGGCCACGCGCAUUAUCAACCAGCACCUGUUCGGCCUGCACUCGCUCGCGUCUCGCGCCUCAGGGAAAAACGGCAGCAAGUCAUCGCUGUCGGUGGACUCCAUUGAUUCACGGGCCAGCCCCACGCCAGACACACACCGGCGGUCGAAAUCGAUCCUCAAGAAGUCGGACGCGAGCUACUCGAUGUCGCGCAACGGCCGCGGCGGGGGCGGCGGCAGUGGCGGCAGCUGCGGCGGCGGGGGAGGCGCGGGCAGCGACGACCCGGAGACGGAGAAGCUCAUCUCGUCGGACAACAGCGCCAGCUCCGGGAUGGGGGCGGCGGGCGCCGGCGGCUGCGGCUGCAUGGGCGGCGCGGGCGACGCGGGCUCCGGCUCGGGCUCGGACUACUCGCCCAGCAAGCUGCCGCUGUCGCCGCCCGCCACGCCCGCCGCCGCCCACCGCUUGCCGCUGCAGCCGCGCGCCAUCGGGCCCAAGUCCGGCACCAAGCCGCACGCGCUGCCCAUCAAGUUCGUCGGCCUCGACGGGGGCGGCGGCGGAGGCGGCGGCAGUGGCGGGCGCUCGUCUUCGGGGCUCAAGUCGCCCCUGGUGCUGCUGGACGACCUCCUGGGUGGCGGCGAGAAGCACGCGCGCGACGAGGCCGCCGUCGAGAACCGCAACAAGGAGCGGCUCGAGUGCUCGUCGGCGGGCGGCGGCGGCGGUGGUGACGGCGACGGCGGCCCGGCGGACGGCGGCUGCUGCCUCGACUCGCCUCUCUACAUCUGCCCGCCGCCGCCCGCCGAGGAGCACUCGCCUACCGAGGAGACCAAGCUGCUGGCCGCAGGCGCCACCCCGGCGCGACACCACUGCCACGACUUCCCCAAGUCGUAGCAGUUACU